Molecule: messenger RNA, 894 nt
Organism: Microthlaspi erraticum
Lineage: Eukaryota; Viridiplantae; Streptophyta; Magnoliopsida; Brassicales; Brassicaceae
Source: the annotation of a GenBank genome assembly
AUGGCUGUAUCACUUCAAACCAAGUACCCUCUAAGACCCAUCACCAACAACAUCCCAAGAAGCCACCGUCCGUCGCUUCUCCAUGUUCGUGUCACCUGCUCUGCUACUACCACCACCACCAAACCUCAGCCUAACCGUGAGAAGCUUGUGGUUGAGAAACGUUUUGUAACUCCUCCUCUCUCCAACGACCCAACUCUGCAGUCGACAUGGAACCACCGGUUAUGGGUUGCAGCAGGCUGCACCACCUUGUUUGCCUCUUUAGCUAAAUCCAUCAUCGGAGGGAUUGGUUCUCAUACCUGGCUUGAACCAGCUUUAGCCGGUUAUGCAGGCUACAUCCUAGCUGAUCUAGGCUCUGGUGUCUACCACUGGGCCAUAGAUAACUACGGUGACGAGUCAACGCCUAUUGUAGGAUCCCAAAUCGAAGCAUUUCAGGGUCACCACAAGUGGCCUUGGACAAUCACCAGACGCCAAUUUGCCAACAAUCUUCACGCUCUGGCUCGGGUCAUAACAUUCACUGUUCUUCCACUAGACCUUGCGUUUAAUGACCCUGUGGUUCACGGCUUUGUGAGCACAUGUGCGUUCUGCAUAAUGUUUAGCCAGCAGUUUCAUGCAUGGGCUCAUGGAACCAAGAGCAAGCUUCCACCUCUCGUGGUGGCGUUGCAGGACAUGGGGCUGCUUGUUUCACGGAGACAGCACGCGGAACAUCACCGAGCACCGUAUAACAACAACUACUGCAUAGUGAGUGGGGUUUGGAACAAGGUUUUGGAUGAAAGUAAGUUCUUUGAGGCAUUGGAGAUGGUGUUGUAUCUCCAGCUCGGCGUGAGACCAAGGUCAUGGAGCGAGCCAAACUCGGAAUGGACAGAAGAAACAGAGAUCUCCAACAACAAUGCAUAA